UGGUCCUGAUGCUGACGCUCAGUCUCGGCGACGCUGCCGAGAGCGGAGCAUCGGAUCCGGAACUCGCCCAACUUUGGCGAGAGGCUGAGAGAGUUGAGGGGAGAGGAGUUGCCCUGGGGGUGUUGUCGGUCACCCCGGGUGAGAGUCCCCUGUAGAUUGAAUGCUCGCAGUGGCGUUGAACCUGCGUUAAGGACCGGCCCCGGGGAGUUCCGUGCCGGGACAGCGGGUCGGUAUUAUGGGCUGUGCGUUAUCCGGGUCCGGGGUCAACCCGGACAAACCCAGUCCAGACGUGAGCGGCUCAGCUCCGGCUCCACCGCCCGAGGACAGCGAGGAGAUUCCGGCUUCGUCCCCGCGCCCGGUUCUGUCCGAGGCGCAGAAACAGCUGGUCCGGGAGUCCUGGGAGAUUCUUCACCAGGACAUUGCUAGGGUCGGCAUCAUCAUGUUUAUCAGGCUGUUUGAGACUCACCCCGAGUGUAAGGACGUCUUCUUCCUCUUCCGCGAUAUCGAAGACCUGCAGCAGCUGAGGAUGAGCAAGGAGCUACAGUCACAUGGACUCCGGGUGAUGUCCUUCAUUGAGAAGAGCGUGGCAAGAUUGUCACAGGAAGAGAAGCUGGAACAGCUGGCCUUUGAGCUUGGUCGAAGCCAUUGUAGAUACAAUGCUCCACCCAAGUACUACAAGUACGUUGGAGUGCAGUUCAUUGCAGUCGUGAAGCCAAUUCUGAAGGAAAAAUGGACCCCAGAGGUGGAAGAAGCCUGGAAGAAUUUAUUCGAUUACCUGACAACAACGAUGAGGAGGGGCUACCAAGAGACAGAGCAGAGGAACGGGGUCAACCAUGCUGGCUAUUUGGCCCGGAGAGCGGCGCCCGUCAACACCAACCAGAACACAAUCUGAGGGAUAUGAGGCGAAGUCCUCUACACCAGACCAUGUGUCCGUUAUGGGCAUGGGAGCAAGAAAUCAAAUUCAAACCUGUUUCCGUCAAAUUUCAGAUCAGCUUAAGUGUUCUGUUCUUGUGUUGGCUUUCUGCCCUCGACCCACCGACCUUGACUCUGAGCAUUGCCCUUCCACUCUACCUCUGAUCGCCCCUAGUCUGCAGGCAUGGGGGGGUGGGUGUGGGGGCUUUGGUUCAGCUCAGGGUCUCAGGCUCCUCCAGGAGAGGCGCUCUGACUUCUCCUGAUGAGGGCAAUAAGUGGGGAGGGGGUAGGACCCUGUGGGUGGGUUUAGCCCCUGUCUGAUGGUGGAGGGGAGAAUCUGGAAGAGUGGGAGAGAAAGAGGGCAGUGAGAGGGGAAGAGAAUGAGGGGCAGGACAAGGAGAUCUGUGCCCAGUUUUACAAAGAGCACAGAAACAGGCCCUUUGGCACACCUCCCAUACUAGCCACCAACCACCCAUUAGCACCGAUCCCCCACAUUUCCAGAUUCCGCCUCUCACCCACACACACCUGGGGAAACUUACAGAGGCAAGUUACUCUUCAGUCCUGCAUGUGUUUGGGAUGUGGGAAGGAACAGGAGCACCCUAGGGCUCACAGGGAGAGGCCCAGAGAUCCAGCACCCUUUGGGUGUGCCACCUAAAACUUUGACAAACUUCUAUUGUUGCACAGUGGAGAGCAUCCUAAUUGGUUUCAUCCCAGCCUGGUAUGGAAACACCAAUGUCCAGAAAUGGAAAAGGCUAUCGAAAUUGGUGGAUGCAGCCCAGCACAUCAUAGGAAAAGCCCUCCCCACCAUUGAACACAUCUGCAAUGAGCCACAAAAAAGCAGCAUCCAUCAUCAAGGACUCUCCACCAUCCAACUAUGCUCUCUUCUCGCUACUACCAUCAGGCAGGAGAUACUGAAGCCUCAGGUCCCACACCACCAGGUUCAGGAACUGUUAUUACCCCACAACCAUCAGGCUCCUGAACCAGUGUGGAUAACUUCACUCAACUCUGAAUUGAUUUCACAACCUACAGGCUCACUUUCAAGGGCUUGACAACUCUCGUUCUCAGCAUUAUUUAUGUAUUUAUUUGCACAAUUUUUCUUCUUCUGCACAUUGUUUGUCAGUCUUGAUUUAUAGAUUUCAUAAAUUCUUUUGUAUUUCUUUAUUUUCCUGUAAAUGUCCUCAAGAAAAUGAAUCUGAAGUUAGUAUAGAGUUAUUUAUUGUGUGAGUUGGAGAGUGAUGUUCCCAUGACUCUGCUGUUUUCAGUAGGAGAGGUUGCAGCUUUGGGAGAUGCUGUUACAAGUGUAGGCAGAAACAGCAGUGCAUUCUGUAGCUGAACCCCUGCAGCUUCUUUAUCUUGGCAGAUUGAAAAAUUCAUCAUCAUCAUCAUCAUCAUUAUAUGCCAUGUCAUAUGAUGCGGGCAAUCAUGGUCUUUGCAUGAGCAUUAUUGCUCUGGGCAAAUUUUUCUACCAACAUGGUUUGCCAUUGCCUUCUUCUAGGCAGGGUUUUUACAAGACAGGUGAUUCCCCCCACACCCCGCAACACCCCUCCCCCCAAGCCAUUAUCAAUUCUCUUCAGAGAUUGUCUGCCUGGCGUCAGUGGUCACAUAACCAGGACUUGUGAUAUGCACUGGCUUCUCGUACAACCAUCCACCACCUGCUCCCAUGGCUUCACUUGACCCUGGUCGGGGAGUCUAAGCUGAUUCCUUGCCCAAGGGUGACCUGCAGGCUAACAGAGGGGAGGAGCGCCUUGCACCUCCUUUGGUAGAGAUGCAUUUCCACCCCGCCACCCAAGUAUACCAUAGCAGGUGCAUAAUAAGAUAAUACUUUGAGUUUGGUGCUUUGUGACACAACGUUCUUUUGGACCCCAGGUUUUAGUCCUCCCUUCUGACCUUGUAACUUCAUCCAUUGUAUAAGACUCUCCCGAUGGUGGAAACAUCUCAACAUCUGCCCCGCCAUGUUUCCUCAGGAUCUGUGUUUCACUGACAGCACGCCUCCUCCCAUAAAAUCCAAAGGAUCUGGGCCUAAUUUAUUUUUCUGCUUGUGAUAGGACAACUGGGACAUUGAUUAGGAGUCAGGAAGACUUGACGUAACUGUAUCAAAUGUAGGUUUGGGCUACAUUGGAAGUAUUGUGUUCAGUUUGGCUCGCCCCAUUACAGGGACGAUGUGCAUGCUUUGGAGAAAGUGAGAGCAGAGAUGAACGAGAUUAGCUUUAUUUGUCAUGUGUACAUCAAAAUGUACAGUGAAAUGUGUCAUUUGCACAAUGAUUAACGCAGACUGAGAACUUGCUGGUGGCAGCCUGCAAGUAUCAAUGUUUCUGGCUCCGACACAAGAUGUCCGUAACUCACUAACCCUAACCCGAACAUUUUGAAUGUGUGAGGAAACUGGAGCACCUAUAAGAAACACGCACUGUCAGGGUGAGAACUGACAGACUGCGGCAGAGGUAGGCGGGCGGGGAAGUGUAGUGGUUAGCGUAACACUAUUAAAGCACCAAUGAGCCAGGUUCCAUUCCGCUGCUGUCUGCGAAGAGUUCUGUAUGUUCUCCUCAUGACCACGUGGGUGUCCUCCAGGUGCUCUCGUUUCCUGCCACGGUCCAAAGGCCCACAGGUGAGGAGGUUGAUUAGUCACGAGGGUUCAAUGGGCGCAAAUGGCUUGUUACUGUGCUGUAUCUCGAAAUAAAAUAAAACUAAAUUGAA
This is a messenger RNA of Mobula hypostoma (lesser devil ray), 3603 nucleotides long. RefSeq names its product x globin (gene xgb). The transcript has 5 exons. The coding region runs from base 236 to 892 and encodes 218 amino acids. Gene Ontology annotation, molecular function: oxygen binding; oxygen carrier activity; heme binding. Gene Ontology annotation, biological process: oxygen transport; response to hypoxia. The record is from RefSeq and is a predicted model, not a curated record. Lineage: Eukaryota; Metazoa; Chordata; Chondrichthyes; Myliobatiformes; Myliobatidae.